Messenger RNA from Penicillium odoratum, 1557 nucleotides. RefSeq lists its product as uncharacterized. Bases 1 to 1557 code for a protein of 518 amino acids. Gene Ontology annotation, molecular function: carbohydrate:proton symporter activity. Gene Ontology annotation, biological process: transmembrane transport; carbohydrate transport. The record is from RefSeq and is a predicted model, not a curated record. Lineage: Eukaryota; Fungi; Ascomycota; Eurotiomycetes; Eurotiales; Aspergillaceae. Gene Ontology annotation, cellular component: membrane. The transcript has 4 exons.
AUGACAAACUUUGUUCAGAUGGCCGCGACUGAUGCUCCUCAGCAUAAUGCACGUGUCUACAUUCUUGCAAUAGUUACUUCAAUGGGUGCCUUCCUCUUUGGAUAUGAUCUAGCAUUCAUUGGGACAUCAAUUGAACUAGCUCCAUUCCAAAGGGAUUUUGGACUAGAUGGCUCAUCUGAGGCAACUCAAAAUGCCUUCGCGGCAAACAUUGUGUCGCUUCUACAAGCGGGAUGUUUCUUCGGUUCUUUGGCAGCAGCACCCACUGGAGAUAAGCUGGGCCGUCGCGUAGCCUUGGCUAUUGGUGCCGUUGCUUUUAUUGUUGGAUCCAUCAUGCAAACAGUAUCCGCCGGCAACAAGGAUAUUAUGUUUAUGGGGAGAGUUAUUGGCGGCGUUGGUGUUGGCUUUGCCAGUAUGCUCGUGCCUUUAUAUACAGCCGAGUGCGCACCGCCCAAGAUUCGAGGUAGACUUGUUGGAGUCUACGAGAUCGGUGUUCAACUCGGUACUUGUCUGGGAUUCUGGAUAAAUUUCGGUGUCAGUCGCAAUAUGGCACCAACUUCUGCUCAGUGGAUGACGCCCUUUGCAUUGCAGCUUAUUCCUGGCGGGCUACUUUUGAUUGGAUUAAUCUUCAUGCCGGAAUCACCUCGAUGGAUAGCGAAAAAAUAUGGGAGAUCUCGGGCUAUCGAAACUCUUUCGAAAUUGCGUCGUCUUCCUGCUGACCACGAACUGGUUCAAGAAGAGGUUAGCGAUAUCCUCCAUCAGCUCGAGAUCGAAUUUUCCAAUAGUCUUGGAAAUACCCGUGCCGCUUGGAAGGAGGUGAUGGAGCCUGGACUCCGGAACCGCGUUUUCCUUGGAGUAGUGAUUAUGAUCUUCUUCCAGAUGUGCGGAUCGAACAGCAUCAACUACUACUCCCCUCGGAUCUUUAAAUCGAUCGGCUUGCAGGGAACAGAAGCAACUCUGGUAUCGACGGGAAUCUACGGGAUUGUACGAUUGGUAGCAGUCUUUAUUGCGAUGUACUUCGUUGUCGAUCGCUUUGGAAGAAAGUCAAUGCUGAUCUGUGGAAGUAUUAUGGCCGCCAUCUCAAUGUGGCUCAUUGGUGCAUUUGUCAAAGUCCAAAGUCCAAGUACCAACUCCGACACCUCUCUUAGUGGAACUUCUUAUGCUGCGGCAGUCUUUAUCUUUGUCUUUGCUGUAUCAUUCUGUUUCAGCUGGGCCGGUAUUCCGUGGGUAAUCUGUUCUGAGAUUUACCCUUUGCGUGUGCGCGGUUUGUGUAUGAGCAUCUGUGUUGCGACACAUUGGUUGUUCAAUUUCGUCAUUGCGAGAAGCACGCCGUACAUGAUCUCAAACAUCGGCUAUGGGACUUACUUUGUCUUUGCUGCGUGCAUUACCUUGUCUGUACCGUUUGUUUGGUUCAUGAUUCCAGAGACGAAGGGAAUGAAGCUUGAGGACGUGGAUGCUCUUUUCGAGGGGCGAGGACUGAUUCCGAGGAUGAGAAUGAACUCUAGUACACAGGAGGAUGUUGAUGAGAAGGGUGUGAUAGAGCAGGUUGAACAUGUUUAA